This is a messenger RNA of Magnolia sinica, 1578 nucleotides long. Its product is annotated as syntaxin-121-like. The transcript has a single exon. Lineage: Eukaryota; Viridiplantae; Streptophyta; Magnoliopsida; Magnoliales; Magnoliaceae. Gene Ontology annotation, biological process: vesicle fusion; exocytosis; intracellular protein transport. The coding region runs from base 280 to 1173 and encodes 297 amino acids. Gene Ontology annotation, molecular function: SNARE binding; SNAP receptor activity. The record is from RefSeq and is a predicted model, not a curated record. Gene Ontology annotation, cellular component: endomembrane system; SNARE complex; plasma membrane.
GAGUGUUUUGACCAGUCAGACCCAUGAAUAGAACAGGCAAUGGAAGAAAACCGCGUUUGAUGAUUUUGAUCCUUCCUACUUUCUUCCUUCCUUCUCCCUUCCUUCCCUAAAACACCUCUUUAUCUGUCUUUCUUCUUUCUUUCUCUCUCUUAUCCAGCCAUCUAUCUAUUCAUCUCUCUCUCUCUCUCUCUCUCUCUCUCUCUCUCUCUCAUCCAACCAUCUAUUUAUUCAUCCAUCCCUCCAUUAAUUCAACCCACCACCACACCACCAUCAGAUAAGAUGAAUGAUCUCUUAUCAAGGUCCUUCUCCCAACAUCGGGAAGGCAACCCACAAUCGGGGGAUGGAACGGUAGAGAUGGGGACAGGCGUCAACCUUAACAAGUUCUUUGAAGACGUGGAAGGGAUCAAAGAUGAGCUUCAAGAGGUGGAGAAGAUCCACCAACGCCUACAUGAUUCCAACGAGUCGAGCAAGACAAUCCACAAAGCUAAGGCCAUCAAGGAACUCCGUUCCCGCAUGGACGCCGACAUCACACAAGCACUUAAACGUGCCAAACUCAUCAAAGUCAAGCUUGAGGCCCUCGAACGUGCCAACGCCGUUAAUCGAACCCUGCCUGGCUGUGGCCCAGGCAGCUCUUCUGACCGCACCCGCACCUCUAUAGUUGGCGGUCUCCGCAAGAAACUGAUCGACACCAUGGAGAAGUUUAGCCUGUUGAGGGAGCAGAUUGCCUCAGAAUACAAGGAUACUAUUGAGAGGAGGUACUAUACUGUCACAGGAGAAAAACCAGACGAUCGGACAGUUGAGAUUCUCAUAUCAACGGGUGAAAGUGAGACUUUCCUGCAAAAGGCUAUACAGGAGCAAGGGAGGGGACAGGUGAUGGACACCAUAACUGAGAUUAAAGAACGACACGAUGCAGCUAAAGAGAUUGAGAAGAACCUGAUGGAGUUGCACCAGAUCUUCCUCGACAUGUCAGUGCUGGUGCAAGCGCAGGGCGAGCAGGUCGAUGACAUAGAAAGCCAGUUGGCUCGUGCCAAUUCCUAUGUCCGUGGUGGGACCCAUCAACUGCAGAUUGCCAAGAAGCAUCAGCGGAACACACGGAAGUGGACGUGCUACGCGAUAAUCAUCCUCCUCAUUAUCCUCCUCAUCGUCAUACUACCGAUCGUCCUUCGAAAGUAGCCCUCUAGAAUUACUACUAUCUAAUUCAUUAUACUUUCUUUUCUUUUUUUUUAAAUGUUCUGUUUGUUGCUUGAUUGAUGCAUUGUUUAUACUCUAUACUGUCUUAUUUAUUUCAUAAUAUUAUUUUUUUUAUUUUAUUUUAUUCAUUUUUAGUCAUAUAUGGAAUGAACGUUAUCUUAAUCUUAAUCAUACACCAUGAUGAUCAAGUUGUAUGAAAAUCAAACCGAUCAACUUAUUGGGUGAAUCAUAUCAUCAGCUAUCCAUUGAUAUUGUCCUGUUUGACUUGACGAGUGGAUCAGCCUGAUUUUUAUACCAGAUGAUCGUUACAGUGUGGCCCACCUUUUCGAUGGACCGGAUGUGACACCUAGCAGGGAAGAAAUGGUUGUAUUGAAAGUUCACAUGAAA